CCCCCUCUUUGCUUCGUGUUCGAGUCUUGAUAUUUGUAGAAAAGGUGAAUAUCACAGGUUUGAUUUGGUAAUCUAUUGUUGGCUUUAAAAUUCGCCACUCUCUUACCAUUGCAAACCUCACGUCUCGGGACACGACAACUUGGCUUGUUUGCAACGUAGUCCUGCUUUUGUUUGUUUUUUUUUUAUCAGGAUGAAUCCGUAGAAUGGAUACUUGUAGUUGACAAGCUGUUUAUCGUUCUAAGAUUUGGUAUGGAUCUCGAAUCCGACUGAUCCAUGAAGAAAUGUCUAAAUAGCUACAUGGCUUGAGAAAUUUGACAUCGAUAAUUUUUUGAGCAGACUCUUCCCUUUUACGUUCAGAGAAGCUGUGACUGAAGCUAGACUUCCAUCCAAAGAUCUCUUCGCAUCAAUUUAGGCGGCAGAAAAGAUAGAUCCCUUCGUAAGAUCCCGUUUCUCGUGGGCAUGAAUUGGGCUCGGUGUCUUAAAUAAGUUGGGGGACUUGACUAGAAAACAAUUCAAGUUAUGGGAUGAAAAUCGGAAAGAUAUGAAGGCUCAAGAACCAUCCAUGAGUUUGAGCAAAGAAAAUAAAUAAAAGAACCAUUCAUGUCGCUUGUUUCGACGGAUACGGUGAAUUAUCCUAUUUAAGUUUUUUUUUUUAAAAAAAAAAGUGGCCUGAGAUUUCCCGGCAGUCGGACCGUUCGGAGGCUUCUCUGCUCGGGAUUUUUCUUUUCUUGGUGAAUCAGGAAGCCGGAGCCUAUCGCUUCUAGGGAAUUUAGAUCAGCCCUUAUGAACUAUGUUAGAUCAGCAAUUUGGAACCCCAAAUUGGUAGAUCGUAAAAUUUUUUGAGAUCUUGGAGGUUACUUUUAUGGAAAUAUAAAUUUUGAAAUUUCCCAAAUCCUUGUCUUCUUUGCGUUUAUGGAAGGUCAGCGGCUUUCCAUCUCUGAUUGCAUUAGGGAUGCCAGAUCUCAUUAUAUUAGAUAUGGACUCGUGCUUAUUAGCAGAUCCCUUGAGCAGAAUUAUAAACGUGGUUGUUAUCUCUAAACCAAAAGCCUUAGCGAAAGGAUUGUCAGGUGUUCGCCUAUGGAAUCCCCGAAGUUCGUCAACAUGUUCGUCCUCAAGACCGCAAUCGCUUUACUAGUUCUCUCGUCUGCCACCACUGCCGAGGAAUCCAAACUCGUCAAGGAGGUGUGCGGGAAGACCCGGGUGCCGUACAAUGAAUGUGUCGCGGCGCUGAAUAGCGACCUCCGGAUGGAGGCCAUCAAGGAGAUCCGGGAGCUCACGUUCCUGAGCUUAGACCUGGCCAUGGCCAACUCAUCGGAGGCGAUGGGCUAUGUCGGGGGCAUGGUCGAGAACUCCCCGCCUGCACUGAAGCCUGUGCUCUACUCAUGCUCCGGCUUGCUGUCCAGCUCCUAUCGCAACUUCCACACGGCAGCUGGCGACCUCAUGGCGAAUGCGUCGAGAGCGAAUUACGAUGUCAUCCUGGCCAUGGGAGGCCCGACUAACUGCCGGCGGGCGAUGAAGGAUGCCAACGUCAGCAUUCCGGCGGUUUCUACCCGGUGCAGUUACGUGGAGUUCUUUGUCCAACUCUGUUACACCACCACAUUACUUGACAUGCUCAGCUAAACAGGCAACUAAUUAAUUAAUUCUCAUAAAUGUAAUCUCCGAAUCUACAUUAAUGAAAAUAUUAAGGAAAGCAAUUUAUAUUGGUAUUA
Messenger RNA from Punica granatum (pomegranate), 1709 nucleotides. Lineage: Eukaryota; Viridiplantae; Streptophyta; Magnoliopsida; Myrtales; Lythraceae. The record is from RefSeq and is a predicted model, not a curated record.